This is a messenger RNA of Dentiscutata erythropus, 2241 nucleotides long. NCBI's taxonomy places the organism in Eukaryota, Fungi, Glomeromycota, Glomeromycetes, Diversisporales, Gigasporaceae. The record is from the annotation of a GenBank genome assembly.
AUGUCUACUUUAAAUAAUGUCGAAAAUAAUGGCGAGUCAAGCAAUUCAAAACGAUCCUCUCUCUCUGUACUUAGUGCGCUUGAUCCAAAAAUGAAGAACAACAGAGAAAAAUCACGUCUAUCAGAUAGCGAGCUCAAAAUGCUGUUGACUGAUGCAGAUUCUGACAGAGUGAAUCAAGCUAUGCUUUAUGAAGCAAUAGAUAAGGUUUUAAAUAAUUUAAAAAAUUAUCAUCCGUAUUCUUCACCUUUUCAAAAAAAAGUAAAUCAAAAGGAAGCACCGGACUACAAUGAAGUUAUAAAGAAUCCUAUGGACCUCGGAACGAUCGCUAAAAAAUUAAAAAAUCGCGCUUACAACAGUAAAGAAGAAUUCGCAAAUGAUCUUUAUUUAAUAUAUACGAAUUGUAUCACUUAUAACACCCAUCCGGACAAUAUCUUUCGAAAGUAUGCUAUAGCUAUGAAAGAGAAGAUGGAUGAACUUCUUGAAGCUGUUCCGGAUGUUAAAAUUCAAACCCUUGCUGAAUAUAAAGCAAGCUUGAAACAAGAUUAUGGUGAAUUAUUUAAAGUAGAAAAAAAGUCGCCAUCAUUAGAUCAGCAUAUCGAAAGCGCCUCGAGCGCUUCUUUGCAAGUAGAAGAUGAGCCGCCGGGUACCGAUGCUGGAACAGAUGUUCAAUUGGCAGCAGAUAUGACGGGGCACUCUCAAGCGUCUCAAGAAAAUUCAUCAGAUGAAGAAGAAGAUAAGGAAGCAGAUCGAGAGGUUCAAGAAAUGCUCAAAAACAUAAGACUGAUCCCUACAUUACCAUUAUUAUGGGAUCCUGAAAAAGAUAACCCAAAUCGGGAUAAAUUUUUUGACUCAAACUAUGAUCCAAGCGCCAAUCUACCAACUCUUGACCAAUAUCCUCAACUUCAAUUCCCGAAACAGGGCACUAGUGCGAUGAUCGAAAAAAAUAUCGAAACUCUUAAGCAAUCCCGCAUUCUUCAUGCCAAACUUGUAUCUGCGAGGCAUAACAUUCCGUUGAGUCAUCUUGGUAUUUCAGAAAAGCCUUUAGAAGAGACGCCAAUAAUUAAUCCUACAAUUGACCAAAGGGAUUUACCGCCACUUACUUUGAACAAGGAAACCGGCUUUGCUUGUAUGCAGCGCGUUGUUUCUAGGUUAUGUCAACACGCAGGAUUUGAAGCAACUUCUAGUAGGGCUUUAACUAUUUUAACUGAAGUCGCACAAGAUUAUUUCUUAAAUUUGAGUAAAACUUUACGUACAUAUAUGGAUGAAUACAGUAAAAAGAUGACUCCUGAGGAAAUGAUUAAUCAUACAUUGUAUGAAAAUGGGGUUUCGUCCGUAAAAAACCUUGAAUCAUACAUCCAUGAUGAUAUUCAACGUUAUGGUACGAAAUUACAAGAUAUUAAACGCCGUUUGGAGGCUGCCUUAUUGCAACCUGAGGAAAUCGAAGAUGAUAUCCCUGAUGAUGAUGCAUUUUUAACGGGUGUGUUCGGCGAAGAAUUACAUGAUGAUUACUUCGGAUUCAAAGAGCUCGGUUUAGGACCUUUGCAGGUUCCUCCACAAUUAAUUCUUGGGUCGAAAAGAAUAAAGCCUUUACCUAAGAAAGCCUCAGAACAUGAUGAACGACAAUUACCUCGUCAUAUUCCACCACCACCAUGGUCUCCAAUAACAGAUCCAGAAAGUCAAAUCGGUUUGUUAAGAGACUUCUUUCGUGAUAAAAAAAAUGCCUCUAUUAACGACCAAAUAAUUGAGGAUGAAAAUCUCCCCGCUAAGCAUCGAAAUCAAAGGCCUCUGGAGGAGCGUGAAAGAAAAAAGGCUGAGAAGAAUGAACAAAAGCGACAGAAACAAUUAGAAAAAGAAGCCGCAAAGAAGGCAGAAGCAGAGGCUAAAGAGGCUCGAAAAGCAGAAAUAGAGCAUCAGAAACGGCGUGCUCAAGAAGCCAAAGAAGCAAAAAAAUUAGAGCAAGAAGCCCUGAAGAAAGCGGACGCAGAAGCAAAAAAGUCUGAACCUAAAAAGAAAAAAUCGACCAGCUCAAAAACCGGAAAGUUGGCAAUUACGCCACCACAAGCAGAUGUCAGUUCAUCUGUGGCGUCAUCUAUGUCUUCCAAAAAGGUUCAUUAUUUAGAUGUUGAUUCUGAGACGGUGCCACUCGGACAACUCAAAAAACAACGUAGAACAGAAGUUACAGGCUCAAAACAAACCAACCGUCCUUCUCCAACGGCAAAAAAGAGAGUUCCACAUAGCUAG